AUGUGUUUCUGUGCAGACAGAUAUUAGACGUGGGUGCCGAGUACUGCACUGGUUGUUUAGAUAUCGCUUUAUUCAGUGGACAAAUAGGAAAUUAGGUCAUGUCUGAAGACUUUAGUGUUGUCGUUGUGGGCUCUUGUAUGACUGAUUUAGUAAGUCAGGCACCUCGAUUCCCCAAGGCUGGAGAGACGAUACAUGGACACAGGUUCUUUAUUGGCUUUGGUGGAAAAGGGGCCAAUCAAUGUGUCCAAGCUGCACGAAUGGGGGCCAAAACUGCCAUGGUGUGCAAGGUUGGCAGAGACGUUUUUGGGAAUGACUACAUUCAAAACUUCAAAAAUAACGGCAUAUCGACUGCCUAUGUAGAGCAGACUGAAAAGGCCGCGACUGGAGCCGCCUCUAUCAUUGUAAAUGACACAGGGGAAAAUGCCAUAGUGAUUGUUGCUGGUGCUAAUUUGCUCCUGGGGCAAGAGGAGCUACAACGGGCACAGUCUGCAAUAAUAAGCGCCAAUGUGCUUGUUUGCCAGCUUGAAAUCAGCCCAGAUGCAUCGCUACAGGCCCUAAAAAUGGCUAGAGACAACCAUGUGAAGACUAUUUUUAAUCCAGCUCCUGCUAUUGCGUACAUGGAUUCUGAUUUCUACAAAGCAUCUGAUGUUUUCUGCUGCAACGAGUCUGAGGCUGAGAUGUUGACUGGUCUCUCCGUUACCUCAGUGGAAGAUGCUAAUCAAGUUGGCCUGGAGCUGUUAAACAAAGGUUGUGCUUCGGUUAUUGUUACCUUGGGGUCACAGGGCUGUGUGGUGUGUCAGUCUACAAACAAGACCCCUAAACACAUUCCCACCAUUGAGGUCACUGCUGCGGAUACCACGGGAGCAGGCGACAGCUUUAUUGGGGCUCUGGCUUUUUACAUGGCUCAUUAUCCAACAAUACCAUUGGAAGAGAUGGCCAGAAGAGCAAACCUUGUCGCAGCGGUGUCUGUACAAACUGUCGGCACUCAAACAUCUUUUCCAUUUCGGAAGGAUCUGCCAACUGAACUAUUCUGAAGGUGACCCC
Danio aesculapii is the source of this 1044-nucleotide messenger RNA. It is a transcript of the gene rbks, whose product is annotated as ribokinase. Gene Ontology annotation, biological process: D-ribose metabolic process. The transcript has 9 exons. Gene Ontology annotation, molecular function: ribokinase activity. NCBI's taxonomy places the organism in Eukaryota, Metazoa, Chordata, Actinopteri, Cypriniformes, Danionidae. Bases 99 to 1034 code for a protein of 311 amino acids. The record is from RefSeq and is a predicted model, not a curated record.